Molecule: messenger RNA, 2451 nt
Organism: Penicillium cosmopolitanum
Lineage: Eukaryota; Fungi; Ascomycota; Eurotiomycetes; Eurotiales; Aspergillaceae
Product: transcriptional activator SPT7
Exons: 6
Coding region: 1-2451 (816 amino acids)
Biological process (GO): regulation of transcription by RNA polymerase II
Cellular component (GO): SAGA complex; SLIK (SAGA-like) complex
Molecular function (GO): structural molecule activity; protein heterodimerization activity
Source: RefSeq, a predicted model, not a curated record
AUGGUCCAGGCCUCUGAUGCCGAAUUGCGAAGCCUCCUCAGUGAAGUUCGAAAGAAUCGCAGUAAAUGGGCCAGCGAGGAUAAGAUUGGCCAAGAAGAGCUUUACGAAGCUGCAGAGAAGGUCUUGAGUGAACUCAAAGCCAUGACAGAACAUUCUACGGCCUUCCUGACUCGUGUCAACAAACGUGAUGCCCCGGAUUACUAUACCAUAAUCAAACAUCCAAUGGACCUCGGAAGCAUGACCAAGAAGCUUAAGGGCAUACAGUAUCGAUCGAAGCAAGACUUCGUCGAUGAUCUGAAUCUGAUUUGGGCCAACUGCCUGAAGUAUAACACGAAUCCUGAGCAUUUCUUGCGAAAGCAUGCUCUCUACAUGCGAAAGGAAACUGAGAAGCUGGUUCCUCUCAUUCCAGAAAUUGUCAUUAGAGACCGUGCUGAGGUCGAAGCGGAAGAGCGUCGUUUGCAAAGAGAAGAGCUUGACGGCGCAGAUGAAAGCGACGAUGAGCCUAUCAUGUCUUCAAGGGGUAGAAAGGCCCCCGGAAAAUCUUCCAAGAAAGGCACCGCGCCUGCUCGAAACACCCCUAGCGGCUCCGAAGGCCCUCGUGACACAGCUGCAUCCCAGCCUCCGGCGCCGCUUGGAGCAGACUCCGAUACGGCUAUGGAGCCAACCCAGAAUGGCCAACAGGACGAUGCCAUGGACAUCGACGUACCAUCGGCACCAACUAUUGCUUUGAGCGCCAUCUCAAUCCCCGGGGCUGAUGUGGAAGACCCGGAGUUCAAGGUGUGGAAGCAAGUGACAAAGAAAGAUCGAGCAAUCAUCGCUGCAGAGCGACACCGUCUUCUCAAGGGCAACAAGCUCAAUGCUGACGAACCUGCUCUCCUUCGAACCAAGGCUGGCAUGCGCCGGUGGCUUCGGCAUGAGAAACAAGCUGCUGCUGAAGCUGAUGAAAUUCAUGAUUCUGGGACUCAGGCCAUGGAGCCUCAAGCUGGCAAGGAAUCACUCGCAGAAGGAAUUGAGGUGGAGGAAGACCAAAUGCUUCCGUAUUAUUACGACGUGAUGUCUGGUGUUCCUGACCUUUCGCAACGAUUGAUUUGGAAAGAAGACGCAGAAGGCAAUGUUGUCGACGCCUCGGAAGAGUAUCUCAGAAUUUUGCCAAAGGGUUCAUUUACUCAGCCCGAAAGCAAACUAACCCAGAGAUUCACUGCAAACAUGCGACAGUUACAAGAAACCCGCAAGAUUUGCUCAAAGAUAGGAAUUGUGAAGCAGAUGCAGCUGCAAUCCCAGAUGUAUCAAAACCAAUUCCAAAAAUAUGACCCGGUUCCUUUCGGGGAACAGGACGUUCUACCUCAUGUUAUGAACGAUAAUGGGCCCGUCAUUGCCCCUGGAACCUGCCGAGCAGCUCUGCAAAGAGCCGUCGCUAAGAUAUUCUAUCAUACUGGAUUUGAAGAGUAUCAGCCAUCCGCCAUUGAGGUCGCAACAGAUGUUGCAUCGGAUUUCUUCCAAAAGAUUGGCGAGACUGUCAAAUCCUACAUGGAAGUUCCCAAGGUGCCAGCAACCGGAUCCCAAGAAACUGCAACCUCGAACUCGGAAUGGAAACCGGCUUACACGGAGCCAGAAGUUGUUCUUCACACGCUUUCGGGCGUGGGACUUGAUAUCGAGGAAUUGGAGUCUUACAUCAAAGACGACGUUGAGAGACUCGGGACAAAACUCUCCACUGCCCAUGAUCGUCUCAAGUCCUUACUUACUGAAAUGCUUCGGCCUGCUCUUGCAGAUGCUGGCGAGGACGGCUCAAAUGCGUUCAAUGAUGGAAGCGAGCAAUUUGUUGGCGGAGACUUCGCUGAAGACAUCGAUGAGGAUUUCUUCGGGUUCAAGGAGUUAGGUUUGGAUCGCGAAUUUGGUCUCGCAACACUUAGUGUUCCUCUGCACCUGCUUCAGAACCGCAUGUAUAACGCGGCCCAGUCGCAGAACACCAGUACCACUCAAACCGUCACGAUUUUCCCAACUCCGCCUCCAUACUCACGCAUAUCAGUGGACAAUUUGCCGGGGCAAAUUGGUCUACUUCAAGCUUUCUUCAAAGGGAAGUUGGAUGCAAACAGCGAUGAACCGCUGGUUGAGGAUCUUGAGCUUCCUCCCAAGCAACGACCCAUGGCAGUCAAGCCUCGUCUUCCCGCUUCUGCGUCCCCGCCGUCUAAUACGGCCGGGUUGUUCAAAGCCGGGGGUUCGGAACCAAGCAAAAAGAAGUCAAAAAAGAACAGCGGUGUUGCGCUGGAGAUGCCUAACUUCAAUGAUGUCGAUGGCGAUGGCGAUCAAGCACCUUCUAUAGAUGGCAUCAAGGAUUUCACAGGUACUGAUGCCAAUCCCAAGCCUACCGACGGUUCGAACGUGGAUAGUGUUGGCGAGGCUCAGCAGCAAGACAACCCCAACAUGACUAUGACUAACGGCACCACGGCAUAA